CCAGGCCUCGGCUGGCUUCGCGGAGAUGUUGCACGUGGGAUACCCUGCAUGGGGUUCCUCGGUAGAGUGACGGUGGGUCUUAGGUGGGGGAACGUUAGCGAAGACGAUGUGGGUCCCGGUGGCGGGGCUUCCUUGCCGGCUGGCGUCCUCAGCCCUGGCCGGCAUCGAUCGACUUUGCGUGUGGAAGACUGGAGCGAUGACGCGUGGACACCCGCCACGCCGUGCUGUGUCGGAAUCUUCGCCGCAGCCUUUGCCUUGUCUUGAGUUCGGGGACUCGGCUCCCUGGGUGUCCAAGCACCGCCUGGAGCCUAAACGUUAUGUAACCAGUCGGAGACUGGCUGAGACCUUGGCACAAAUCCUGCGGAGGAAUCAGAAAGACCCUCGGCAUCUCUUGCUGGAGUGCAAUCCUGGUCCUGGAGUCCUGACUCAGGCCUUACUUGAAACUGGUGCCAAAGUGGUUGCCCUUGAAAGCGACAGAAAUUUCAUUCCCCACUUAGAGUCUUUAGGAAAUAAUCUGAAUGGAAAACUAGAAGUGGUUCACUGUGACUUCUUCAAGUUGGAUCCCAGAAAUUGUGGACUGGUAAAACCUCCCAUUAUGCUUUCACAAGAGCUUUUUCAGAGUUUGGGAAUAAAAGCGCUUCCUUGGUCAGCAGGUAACCCCUUAAAAAUAAUUGGAAUCUUCCCAGUUAAAAAUGAAAGAAAGGUGCUUUGGAAACUUUUAUAUGACCUGUAUUCCUGCACUUCUAUAUAUAGGCAUGGACGAAUAGAACUAAAUAUGUUUAUUAGUGAAAAAGAGUACAAGAAAUUAAUGGCAAAUCCCAGAAAUCCAAGCUCCUAUCAAGUGUUAAGUGUGCUCUGGCAAGUAGCGUGUGAGAUUAAGGUUCUACACAUGGAACCUUGGUCAUCAUUUGAUGUGUAUAUCCAAAAUGGGCAGCUGGAAAUGCCAAAGCGUAAGGAUUCAUUAGAGCUAAUACAACAGAACAUGUAUUUUGUUCAAAUGACUCCUCGUCGAAAUUUAUUUACCGAAAAUUUAACUCCUAUUAACUAUGAUGUAUUUUUUCAUAUGGUGAAGCACUGUUUUGGGAAGCGCAGUGCAAGGCUAAUAGAACAUUUAAAGUCAUUGAGUCCAGUUGAUGCAAUGGAUAUAUUGAUGCAAACAAGAAAGAAUGAAACAGUGAAGAUAACUGAAAUGUAUCCUCAAGACUUUAAACGCCUUUUUGAAACUAUAGAGUGUUCCAAAGAUUAUGGCUAUAAAUGGCUAUAUGAUGACAGCAUGGAAGACACAGUGAUAGGAAACUAGACCGUAAAGACAUUAGCUGGAACAGAUUGUUCAUGUGGAAAUUACAACAUAAGUGAAAAAGAACUGAGUUUGGAAACCUUACGUCCUUCCAACACAAAGAAAGCUAUUGUUUUGCAUAAACGAGGCCCAUCACUCUGAAGCUAAUCCCGCAGGACUGUUGGAUAAAACAGUGACUGCUGUGUUACUUCACAACUGAAUAAAAUGGAAACUUCGGUUAACUGGGUUGGUUCUUCAAUCAGUUGAAUUUGUUUUGUUUUAAAUCUCUCUACUGUAAACAUACUGGUAGUUGGGGAGUAUUGCCAGUUAAGAUAUCGUUUACUUUUAAAAUUUUGGCCCAAUAUUGUUCUUUGGAUAAUUUAAAUAUUCUACUUUUCUGUGUUGUUGCAUUUUACAUCCUCCUGUGUGGAGGAGACGGGAGGAGUUGCGCUUACUGACUUAGAAAACAAAUCAAGUUGAUAUCAGGGGUUUCUUUUACCUCUCAGUUGGAAUGUACUCUCAGGUACUGUAUGAUGAAAUUAUUUUAAUUUUAAUAUAAUUAUUUAAAGUUAAAAUAUUUAAGUCAUAAGAUCUUAGUAGUGAAACUGUCUUGGUUUCUAAGGACUUAAUGAUAAAUUAAGUAGACCCAAAUGUAUUCACUUUUCAUUCUGUCAUGUGUUACCAGUGUACAUUGAAUGAAUAACUUUGUAAGUCACAA
Molecule: messenger RNA, 1994 nt
Organism: Ochotona curzoniae (black-lipped pika)
Lineage: Eukaryota; Metazoa; Chordata; Mammalia; Lagomorpha; Ochotonidae
Gene: TFB2M
Product: transcription factor B2, mitochondrial
Exons: 8
Coding region: 107-1300 (397 amino acids)
Biological process (GO): rRNA methylation; transcription initiation at mitochondrial promoter
Cellular component (GO): mitochondrial matrix
Molecular function (GO): rRNA (adenine-N6,N6-)-dimethyltransferase activity; mitochondrial transcription factor activity
Source: RefSeq, a predicted model, not a curated record